AUGAAAAUUGGAAUACUGGGAGCAACAGCGGCAAUAACACUGUCAACCACAUCCAGCGCCUUCCCGAGUGCUCCCGAAGAUCUCAUCUCCCGCGGCAUCAUACACGCUGCACAGCAGAACACAAUACACUCGAGAGACGAAGGAGAUCUCUCAUAUGCACCUUACAACACUUCCUGCCCAUCGGGAGUCACAGAUUUCAUCAGGACGGGACAGGCACUCUCCACCGACGAGACUGAUUACAUUAAUUCACGCAUGGAGAAGAUCAUCGACCCACUCACUGACUGGUUAAACGGCGCUGGUCUCUCAUACGAUAUCAGCCAACUCACCUCAAAUACCUCCAACGCUCCUAGACUCGGUUUGGCUGUGUCUGGAGGCGGCUAUAGAGCCAUGUUGGGCGGCGCCGGUUUUAUCAGUGCACUCGACAACCGCAAUUCCUCUCUUGAUUUCGAGACUGCAGGUCUCCUCCAGUCUGCUGCUUAUAUGUCCGGCUUGUCGGGUGGUUCCUGGGCAGUCGGUGGUUUUGCCGCGCAGAACAUGAAAUCUGUCUGGGAGUGGAUGCAAACUGCAAGACUCGACGAAAACAUCUUCUACCCAGGCUUUCUCGACGCAUUCAGCUACUUUUCCGACAUCUUCAAUGACGUCGACGCAAAGGAAAAUGCUGGAUUUGAGGUUCAAUUGGCUGACUAUUGGUCAAGGGCUUUGAGCUACCAUCUUCUCGCUGAACCAGAGAGCAAGUUCCCUGGCUAUGGCAGGAACACUACCUUCUCUGGAGCUAUUAGAGAUGCAAGCACCUUCCAAUCGACUUCCCCGAGUGUACAAGCACUUGAGCGCCAGCCUGAUCAGAUUAUUGUUGGUCAGAAUGCGAGUAUAUGGGAGAUGACACCCCACUCCUUCGGGACAUACGGCCCACUCGGAGGUGGUGCGCGUGAUUCCAGUCCAAACGGCUUUAUUGAUAUCGCUCUUGUCGGGACAAAGCUCCUCGACGGCCAACUAAAUGGUACCGACCAGUGUGUCAAUGGAUUGGACAACUUUGGAUUUGUUAUUGGCACCUCAGCGACACUAUUCAACCAGGGUGUUAUACAAGCCCAGAGUUCCCUUUCCGGCUGGUCUGUUUUCCAAGAUAUAGCUGAAAAUGUUCUCAGUGACUUCUCAGAAUCGAAGAAUGAUGUUGCAUCAUGGCGGAACCCAUUCUAUGGCUGGAUGAAUGACACCAACAAGAUUUCCAACGUAUCCAAUGUAGUCUUGGUAGAUGGAGGAGAAGCUCUCGAGAACAUACCACUCAAUGCGCACAUUAAACCAGAGCGUCAAGUCGAUUUAGUUCUUGGCUUUGACGCUUCAGCUGACACCAGCUCGGGUUGGCCAAACGGCACUAGCAUGUUUGCUACUUACAACCGUACUAUCAACGACGACGACCAGAUCUCAUUUGCGAAUGUACCAACACCAGAACAGUUCGUAGCGCAGGGCCUGAACACGCGUCCAACAUUCUUUGGGUGUAACUCUUCCGAUGUGACAAACUACAACGAAUCCAGACACACACCAAUCGUUGGUUACAUUCCAUCGUAUCCGUACGUCUUUGAAAGUAAUCAGAGCACAUUCAAGCUGGAAUAUUCAGAUGAGGAGUACAUUGGCAUGAUAAAUAAUGGUGAGGCAUCUACAUCUCUCAAUGGCUUAGUUAGCGAUGGCGAGUGGAAGCGUUGUCUUGCAUGUGCUCUCGUCGACAGAGCUAGAGAAAGGAACGGCGUAGAUAGAAGCGCAGAGUGUCAGACUUGCUUCGAUGACUGGUGCUGGAGUGGCGAUCAAGUCGACACAUCAGAUGUCUCAGAAUAUGAGCCAGAUAUUAACAGCGUUCCUCAAUUCGUUCAGGACAGAUCAGAUGGUGAUGCUUUGAUUCAAGCAACCAAUGACUCUGCAAGCGCGCAAAAUUUAUUUUCCACCACAGUCCUCCUCGCUAUGGCAGUGAUUGUUGGUGCUGCGCUCCUUUAG
This is a messenger RNA of Wallemia ichthyophaga EXF-994, 1983 nucleotides long. Its product is annotated as Lysophospholipase 1. NCBI's taxonomy places the organism in Eukaryota, Fungi, Basidiomycota, Wallemiomycetes, Wallemiales, Wallemiaceae. Gene Ontology annotation, biological process: glycerophospholipid catabolic process. The transcript has 3 exons. The record is from RefSeq and is a predicted model, not a curated record. Gene Ontology annotation, cellular component: cytosol. Gene Ontology annotation, molecular function: A2-type glycerophospholipase activity. Bases 1 to 1983 code for a protein of 660 amino acids.